AUGAGAAGAAUAGCUCUACUAAUCGCAGUGGCCGCUUGGUCUUGGCAGAGUCCUGUGGGGGGUGCUUUUCCGGUGCUCCCAUCAUCGCAACACAAGAGAUCCCCCACUAAGUCUUCUUCCUCCUCGACAUCAGUCAAGUCCUCUUUGGUAAAUUUCGAGGAACUACUCUACAGUGCCCAAUCGGCCGGAUCCGAUUUGGCGUCAUUAUCAUUGCAAGAUCCUUCCAAUUUGCUGACGAGCAUGCCCAUCAUGUACGGAGCGGGGCUCUUGACAUCCUUUAGUCCCUGUGUCUGGGGAUUGCUGCCACUGACCAUGUCCUACAUUUCCCAAGCCGCCGGAGAACGACAAGACAAACAAGCCACGCUACCGACACUGGCAUUUGCCGCUGGAUUGGCCGCCGUCUUUUGCAGUUUGGGAGUCGCUGUGGCGACGCUAGGCGGUGUGUUUGGUUCGACUGCCACUUCGUCGAGUGCUGGUGGCUUCUUUUUGCCCCUCUUAUCCAAUGGAAUUUGUUUGGCCAUGGGAUUGCAAUUGCUGGGAUUUGUGCAAUUAUCACUGCCGUCCGCCGACAAUAAUAACAACAAUCCACUGGCGAGUAGUAGUCAAGACAGUCCUGGCGAACCGAUUCUGAUUGACGCCACGGGCCAAAUAUUACCGUCCCCCACCGAAACCAAAAAAGAAGCCUCCCUCUUCCGCACGUUUCUGUUGGGCGGAUCGUCCGCCUUGGUGGCCAGUCCCUGUGCCACACCCGUGCUCACGUCCAUUUUGGCAUUUGUGGCCAAUGCUCAAAAUGCCGGUGUGGGGGCACUCUUGUUGUUGGGGUAUACAUUGGGAUAUUCCACACCUCUCUUGCUUGUGGCAUCCACGGGAGGACAGGCAUUGGUCGAUUUGCGACGCAACACGAGUGAUGGUACCAGCAUUUAUGGCAAAAUUGCUCCCUGGGUGACACCCCUGACGGGAGGUGUGCUGUUGUGGUACGGGACCAAUGGACUCUUGGUGGCGUUGUUUGGAGAUCCGUCUCUGGCAGGUCUGGCGCCCAUUUUGGAGUAA
This is a messenger RNA of Seminavis robusta, 1050 nucleotides long. Lineage: Eukaryota; Bacillariophyta; Bacillariophyceae; Naviculales; Naviculaceae. The record is from the annotation of a GenBank genome assembly.